CCCGUCCCUUCAGGCGCGCUCCCGGGCCGCGUCUCCUCCAGCAGCCAGUGGAGCAGCUCUCUGUGGAAAGUUGAGUCUCUCCGGCGGCGUCGUGCUGUUUCCUGCUGUCAGUCGUUCCUCUCUGCUCCAACAUGCGUCUCCUCCUGCAGACAUGGGAUUUAUAACCGCGGGCUCUGCUGCUGCUUCUGUCCGUGUUCUGGUCUCCUUCAGCCGGGGAAAACCUGCAGCGCGUCUCAGAGUCUGAGCGGUUUUAUCUCCACCGAUCCGCGUUUAUUCCCCCUUUCAUAUAUUGGUUUCCUGGCGCCUCAUUUAUGGACCACAGAAGCUCCGAGUGAGAGUGUUUGUAAUUUCCGUUCACACCGCUGAAGAUGGAGACAGUGAUGGAGAGGGAGUGCAGCGCGCUGGGGGGGCUCUUCCAGACUGUCAUAGGAGACAUGAAGGGCAGUUACCCUGUCUGGGACGACUUCAUCAGCAAGGCCAGCAAACUACAAUCACAGCUCAGGACGACGGUUGUCGCGGUAGCAGCCUUCCUGGAUGCCUUCCAGAAGGUGGCCGACCUUGCAACCAACAGCCGAGGAGGGACCAGGGACAUCGGUUCAGCCCUCACCAGGAUGUGCAUGAGGCACCGCAGCAUCGAGGCCAAACUCCGCCAGUUCUCCAUGGUGUUUCUGGACUGUCUGAUCAACCCUCUACAGGAGCAGAUGGAGGAGUGGAAGAGAGUAGCCAACACUCUGGACAAAGACCAUGCCAAAGAGUACAAGAAGGCCCGUCAGGAGAUCAAGAAGAGAUCCUCAGACACUCUGAAGCUGCAGAAGAAAGCAAAGAAAGCUGAUGUAUUUGGCCGCGGCGACCUCCAGCCUCAGCUGGACAGCGCCAUGCAGGACGUCAGUGAUAAAUACCUGCUGCUGGAGGAGACGGAGAAGCAGGCGGUGAGGAAGGCGCUGGUGGAGGAGAGGAGUCGCUUCUGCUACUUCGUCACCAUGCUGAAGCCUGUCGUGGAGGAGGAGAUGUCCAUGCUGGGGGAGAUCACUCACCUCCAGACUCUGACAGACGACUUGAAGACACUGACUAUGGACCCACACAAGCUGCCCGCCUCCAGCGAGCAGGUGAUCGUAGACCUGAAGGGCUCUGAGUGCACCUGGUCCUACCAAACUCCGCCCUCCUCACCGAGCACAUCCAGGAAGUCAAGCAUGUGCAGCAGCCUGAACAGUGUGAACAGCAGCGACUCCCGCUCCAGCGGCUCACACUGCCACUCCCCAACCUCCCAUUUCCGCUACCGUGCCUCCUCCUCCUCUUCCUCCUCGGUGCUCCCCCAGCAGACGCCGGCCCGCCUCUCCUCAGUCUCCUCCCACGACUCUGGCUUCAUCUCCCAGGACGCCUUCCAGUCCAAAUCCCCUUCACCGAUGCCUCCGGAAACCUCGCAGUUGUCAAAUGGUUUUGACCAUCACGCUGCCCUCUGUCUGCAUGGAAUGGUACUGCAGGCCCAGGACACCCACCUCCACCCUCCAUACUUCACCUACUCCUCCUCCUCCACCACCACCUCUCCCAUCUCCUCGCCCUCCUAUUCGUCCGUCUCUCCCACGUGGCCGUGGUCUCGCUCAGGCUCCGGCCAGUCAGGGGAGUUCCUGCCUCUCGGCAGCCCCACAGGGCUCGGAGUGAUCCCGUCAUCCAGAGUCCCGUCCUGGAAGGACUGGGCCAAACCGGGCCCAUAUGACCAGUCAAUGGUCAACACCCUGAAGAGGAGCAAGGACAGGAGAGACACUACAGAUCCCAGCAGCCACCAGGGCGCUGACAUCACCACACCAGGGGAGGAAACACAUGGGGUUAAAGGAAGUCACCCUAUGACCUCACACAAGGAGGACAGGGACGCCCACGAGGAGUUGGCCAGAGCGCUGGCCCGAGGCCUCCAGCUGGACAUCCACGGCUCCAGCAGAGACUCACUGCAGGGCUCCAGCGGCUACAGCAGCCAGACCAACACACCCUGCUGCUCCGAGGACACCAUCCCCUCACAGGUAUCCGACUGCGACUACUACUCUGUGGGGGCGGAUCAGGAAGGCGAGCCGCAGCAGUCCUCAGACUUCGAUAAAUCCUCCACCAUCCCCAGAAACAGCGACAUCAGUCAGUCGUACCGCCGUAUGUUCCAGUCCAAGCGUCCCGCCUCCACUGCUGGACUGCCCUCCAACCCCUCUGCCAUAAUCACCCCGGGAGUCGCCACCAUCCGACGGACACCAUCCUCCAAACCCAACCUGCGACGGCCCUCUGGGGGCCUUAGCUUGGGCCCCAUCCCCAUCAAGCCCCCCAUGAUCCCAGUCAAGACCCCCACUGUGCCUGAACAUCCCGGUUUCCCCAGCAGGGCGGCGUCAGAGGACGGCAAAGCACAGCGAACCCCGCUCAGCCCACCGACCACCCCUUUGUCACCAGGCAGCAGCGGGCCAUUAUCACAGAGGGCCAGCACCUGGGAGACCCAGCACCAGGGCGAGGGGUCGGAUCCUCCCACCCCACCACCGCAGCCCAGUGGCCGGGUGUCAGAGUGGGAGCGCCGGCCUCUCCCGGAGCUCCUGGAGGAAACAGAAUAUGGCGAGGUGGAGGACUUCCUGGUGGCUAUCCGACGAGGCGUCAGGCUCAAGAGGGCGAUGACCAACGACCGUUCGGCGCCAAGUAUUCACUGAGACUAGAAGGGUUGGUUUGACUUGAGCCAUUUUGCGUCCCUGGUUGAAUUUCAGCCCAAAAAAGGGACACAAAAUGGUUAAGCAAAUGCAAACGGGAGCUAUAGCGUCUAAUGGACGCCGAGGAUAGGAGGAAGUUGCCCGGAGUGUCUGAACAAGGAUCAGUUUUUAAAUUGUUUUAACAAAACUUUGAAGAUAUUUGAUCGUGGUGCCAAAAUUUAAAUGAAGGUUUCUGAAUUCAAAGAAAUGUGGGCAGAAGGUAGAAGUUUCUUGUUUGGAAAGUGUUGAAGGAGAAUCUAAAUCCUGCCAGUAGACACAUUUUUCUAGCUUGGGAAACUGACUGAAGCACUUCUCUCCUUUAACAAAAACAACCUGUGGCCUCUUGCAGGUUGCAACUAUCAGUAUCGCACUUGACUAAUUCCAGUUGAGUUCCCCUCUGAGGAUACUACUGGGAACGCCGAUGCUGAUCCGAGAUCAUUUCCCCCUGGGCAACUUUAGUAUAUAUAUAUAUAUAUAUAUAUAUAUAUAUAUAUGUGUGUAAGAGAAAAGAUGCGAAAGGACAUCCUUGUCAAACAAGAGCGAGAUGUACAAGGUCAUUCUUGUAGCAGAAAUUACUUAAAUGAAACAUUAAGUAAAUGUUAAUGCGUGUAGUAUUGGGAUUAAGAGACGGUAGAUGACGUGGGGAAAAGUUCUGGAAGAGGUGAGAAUGAACUGGAAGGGAUGAUUUUCGAAAGAUCAAAUCAUUAUUUGUAUGUACAUAUUUAUAUUUUGAUGUGUUUGUACGUUUUGUUUGUCAUACGGUCCCUUUUACGCCCCUGUAGUCUCCCAUUUCCACUAAAGGUGCCAAAAGCCUGUGUGCUGAAUUUAACUUAAAAAUAUAAUUUAAUUGCUGGAUUUUGUUUUCUGUAAAAACAUAGCUAGGGUGUUUGAUGAUAGAGACAGACUGAAAGAACACAAACUGAACAAGUAUUUGUAUACGUAGGGUAGCAUAUUGAAGAGUGCCGUGUAACCAUUCACAACUAAACCUUUAGUUGUUACAGUUAUUAAUACCACAUACAGUAGAUUGACCUGCAUGUUCUCUUAAAGUUUGCCCCCCAGUAUAAACAAAUCAUUCUGGCUUUAUAAAACAAGUUAAGCCCAUAAUGUCCCAGCAGUGGAUCAACGGUAGCGGGUCAGGAACUGCGGAUGCCAACAACUUUGCUAGAUUAAGUCUGCUGUAUAAAACAAUGUCCUGUCUUUGAGUCUUUAAACUGAAAAUCGAAAGGUAUUAUAGGGAGUGUUUGAUAGUGGGUCAUUUUUGCUCUUUUUGUAAUUUAUUUUUUUUACAGCAUUUAUUUUCUUUAAAUGGACUCAAAGAUGGUGUUAUAGCUGUUGUUAAUUACUACAGACAGACGUGAUCUGUGACUUCGUUGGCCUCCAGGUUCACCAGCCCCUCCGUCCUUUUGUUCAACUUUUCAACAUGUUGCUAAUCUACCAACUAUAUAGCGACUGUACACAGUGUGUUAGCGUACACCUCCAAGUCCAUGGUAGUAAUAGAGGUUGUUACUACAGGUUCCGUGUUACUACUUAGCUAUAGUAAUUGGAGUAAUGUGGAAUCGUGUAUCGGUCCGUUGUAGUGAAGCCAGUGUGCUGAUGGUGAGUUGUAUUUAGUUGGCACAGAUGUAAACGGUUGUGGACGAGUCAGAGCUUCAGUAUUGGGACAGUGUUGCUGCAGACAUCUGGAUGGUUUUAUUUUAAUGUACUAAACAUUCAGUGGUUCCAGAGUCUCGAAUGCAAGCAUUUGCUGCCGUUCCUUGUCUUGUAUGAGCCUGAAUAUCUUUAGGUUUUAGACAAACAAUCUCAUAUUCUCUAGACAGUGAGACAAUAAGUGGCAGAUUAAUUGAUGAUGAGCAUAUUUUUUAGUAUUAACCCUACUACAAUGACAACCAAGAGACUGCUAGUUCACUGUCCCAGUACGUAAAUGGAAAAUGACCCAGAGGCCACUAUUAAAGUGUACAUUUGGAAAAAGAGAACUGGUAUCUGGUCUGGAAAAUAGCUUGCUUUAGUCCUAAUCUGUCUGUGCUUACUCGCCAUCAAAUACCAAAUGUCCAGUAUAUAGAGCGUUUUUCAGUUGGUUUAAACACCUUCUGGCAGCCGUGUUGGAGGUCUUUAGCUCUCUAGCGGGAUUUCAGCUGAUUACAUUCCUUAAUAUGCAAUGUGGUCAACAGAAUUCAAAGAACAUUUCAAGGUUCAUGUCAUAUUUCUGAUAGCUAGCCAAUUGUUAUGUUAAAUUCAUAAAUUGGACACAAGCUAAUGUACAACUUUUGGUAGAAGCAAGAACAAAUCUAAUUUUCUAUUUUUUUUGUUUGAGAAUGUUACUGAAUAUUUCUACAGUCACUUAACAACAAGCUACUUAACAAAUUUAAAUAAAUCUCUACUAUGUAGUCAAAGAUAUUGUUCUUUUUUUUGUUAGCAGGCUCAAUGUUUGGUAACACUUUAUUGGGAUAGUCCGCCUCGUGAUAGAUAAACAUUUUAUCUGUAGAUGUUUGAGACAUUAUCUGUAUAAUAUUUGUGACAAUUGAUGAAGAUACUCUAACCAAAAUGUUGUUUGUGCCACAACCUAACCAGACCUGAACCACAGUGGUGUUGGAUCAUAAACCAGUUCUAAUAAUAAUAAUAAUAAUAAUAAUAAUAAUAAUAAUAAUAAUAAUAAUAAGCAGCUGUUGAAGUAGGCGGACUAUCCAUAUAAAGUAUUACUCAGUAUCUUGUUUAAAAUCAUCUAAUUUGUCCUCAGCUAAUGCAAAAUUCAGACACUAUCAUUGUAGCAGAAGAACAAAUCCAAUUUAUCAGAAAGUUUAACAGUCCAGAAGUUAUUAAAGCUAACUUUAGAGAGCCACAUCUCCACGAUGUAGACAAAGACAUUGCUAAUUGUUAGCUAAAUAUCAAAUAUUUGGUUUAAAUUUAUCUAAUUUGGCUACUAACUAAUGUAAAAUCAGAAGCUAGCGUUAGAACACAUCCAAUUUGUCUCAAUUUGAAUAUUUCUGCAGACACUUUGCAGCAAGGUGUCUUCAGCUAGCAGAGAGCUAAAUCUCUAAUAGACCUCCAUUAUGGACCCAAACUGAAAAUCCUCUUUUAGCUGUGGUUACAACAGAACACAAGCGUAUCCCGCUGUGCACUGAUAUUCAUGUACAACUGCAACAAAUAUAUAAACCUGUAAUAGCUUGUAAUUUCUAAAUGUGGAAUAGCCCGAUGAGCUAAAACUCUAAACGUGUUAGCGGGUAAAUUAGCGUGACCAGCUGAAAUAGACAGAACUUCCCUGUUGCUACUAAAUACUUUAAUAGAGUGUCAUUAAAAAGUCAAAUUAUUUAUGUAUUUAUUCAUUUCAAUGUUUUCAUCCUUCUUAUUUGUUAUUAUGUCUAAACUCCCAAAUGUCCUGUUGAGCAUAUAAAACGUAUUAACAAAUAUAUUUAAUAUGCAUGUUGUCUUUUUUUUUUUUAGUUGAACAUAAGAUUUAAUAGUCUGCUUUUUUUCUACUGGAACUACUUCCCCCUCAGUUGGUCUGCCUCUACCGGACCAGAAUGCAUUUUCGAUGCUGUCCGUCGUCUAAUAUUUCCCUACAGGGAUCAUUAAUGUUUCAUAUUCUGUGUGACAGCAGUUUGACUCCCUGUAUGAUGACUGAAGCCUGUCUGUUUUAUAUCUGUUUUCACCCUGUUCAUUCUCCAGUGCAGGUUAACGAAUACAAUCGUGUAGCUGAUGCGAUAACAAGCGUAUGAAGCUGAAUGUUCGAGCCUGUGAGGACUCAGUAACUGUGUGUGUUAUCAAGAUCUGAGUGACGCUAACACACACUGAGGAUUGGACGAGUGAUUAUCAGAAAAUCAUUAUAGUAAAUAUUACACAAUACAAGAAGGUAAAAUAAUAUCACUCUAGAGCCGAGUAAGAUCAGAAAUCAGCAGUCCUCAGUGUGUGUGGAGGCCAUUUUUGUCUCUGAGCUGUAAGUAAGGUCAGCUGUCAGUGUGUCCCCGCACUUUAAUGUUCAGUCUUUAAUUUGAGACAAGUUGCCAAAUUUCCUACAGUAUGUGCUAAAUGAUGCCCUGCUUUUCUUUCUCUUACUUCUGAAAUGGUUUCAGAAUCUGCCUUUCACAGGUAAAUAUUACCCAUCUUUACAUAACACUUUACUCUAAAGUAAGGGAGUAAGUUUAAAGUAGGGAAUAUAUCUCAUUUGGAAUGAAUGUAGCCCUGAUCCCGGACUCAUACUACAUACAGUAUCAUCUUCCUGGUUGGCCACAUUAUACAUUUCACACUGAAUGGUAGGUAAACUGAUGGCAGCUGGAUGCACAGUAACAAAAACAUGAUUUUAUGACCAAAAAGUGUCUCAUUCUGGUUUAUAUUUGUUAGUUUGCACCCUCCUGACAUCAUUCUUUUUCACAUAUUUCCGAUCAUCUCGUCAGAUUGCAUUUACAACCUCUUUAACGACUUUUAUAAGCCACUGAGUGAUUGAAAUGUCCAAGUUUUUAAACACUGCCAUUCACUACUGUCAUACUGUACAGGAUUUUAUUACAGUUCUGGAUCAGGGCGAGAAUUAAUUCUUUCAUUUCUUACAUUUCAUUACCUACUUUUGCCACAGCGGAGCCAAGACAAAUGUUAUUAAAAUCUGAGAGCCACAGAGAGUUUGGAGUAUGAUAGCAAAAAAAAAAUAUUUGAGAAUAAGAGGAAGUGCAGUAUUAAUGCCCCAAAGAUCCAAAAAAUGUUAAUUAAACAUGUGCACAUGAUGCAAUUCUCUAGUUAAUUGCCCUUCUGAUGAAGUUCUAAUAAGGUUAUUUUUUCCAUUUGAUCCUCUGUGUGUGUGCGUGUGCGUGUGUGUGUGGCGUGUGGGCCAAAAGGUUGGAAAUUUAAAUCAGACACCAGGGAAACCUGACUGAAUAAUCUGCUUUUGGAAGAACUUGCCCUGACCCUGAUAUUAUAUAAAAUAUAUAAUUAUUUAUCAAUGCAACGGAGACAAACACAUAGUCGAAUAUUCAGCACUAACUAUAUUAAUGACUCAUGCUCACAUGACGUAAGUGAUUAAGUGACUUUUUUUUGUAAUUUCUAACUGAUAUACUAAUAAAGUUUUAUUUUUUUUUCAAUUUGAUUUUUUAUCAAAAACAGCACAUGAAUGUAAAAUUGUCAACUCAGACAGUGAAAUUUCCCACCAGCCUUGAACACAUCACAGUUAAAGCUAAGAGGACAGACGGACUUUCCAUCUAACUUCAGUCAUAUUUGCUCCUGAACGUUUGAGUAUUCUUGCUGAAAAAACAACCAGAACAACCAUAAAACAGUUUUUAAGUGUAUAAGAGGGGUACUUUAACUUCAUUACCCAGAGGGUAUCAGACUUCUCUAUUAGUCCUGUCUGUGGUACUAGAAGUAAUGGCAACCUGUUAUUUUUAUUUGUGGGCUGACGGGUUUCUUUACCUCCGGCUCCUGAGAAUCCUGUACUUUAUGUUUUUAUGUUCCUGAAUACUAACUGUCUCCUAUUUUCUAUGUAUACCAGCUGUUUUGGCUAAAUAAUAAAAUCGUAGCAUACGAUGUGCAUCCGAUGACUAACGA
Molecule: messenger RNA, 8228 nt
Organism: Dicentrarchus labrax (European seabass)
Lineage: Eukaryota; Metazoa; Chordata; Actinopteri; Moronidae
Product: protein MTSS 1
Exons: 15
Coding region: 369-2669 (766 amino acids)
Biological process (GO): plasma membrane organization; adherens junction maintenance; positive regulation of actin filament bundle assembly
Cellular component (GO): cytoplasmic side of plasma membrane; actin cytoskeleton
Molecular function (GO): phospholipid binding; actin binding
Source: RefSeq, a predicted model, not a curated record